GCAUUAUUUUCAUUUUCUGUUUCUAGGUAACGUACGUGUACUAUAUGUUUAUUUGUUCAUCAAGUGUAAGUACAUAAAUUGAUUUGGCCUAUUUUGUUCAGUCGCUUGUAUGCCACCGCUCACGGUGUAAUCACAAUGGCCUGGGCGUCUGAAGCUAUACCAGAAUAUUUCCAAGACUAUUUAGGCGAACCAGAUGAACGCGUGAGGGAUUGGUUUUUAGUUAACUCUCCUUUGAAUUUGAUUAUCAUUUACGUUGUGUAUUUCUCAUUCAUUCUCUUCGGGUUGUACUUUAUGAGCAAACGGAAACCCUUUGAACUAAGAGGCUGUCUCGUGGUCUACAAUUGCAUACAGAUCGCCAUCGCGAGUUAUAUCUUCGAGGAAAUUGUAUCCAACGCAAUUUUGGCUAAGUAUAAGUUAAUUUGUACGCCGUUGGAUACCAGCUAUAACAGAACGGCGUUGAGGAUCGCGAAAACGUUUUGGUUGUUUUACAUCUCCAAAAUCGUCGACCUGUUUGAUACAGUAUUCUUCGUGUUGCGAAAAAAGAACCAGCAGCUCUCGUUUUUGCACGUUUAUCAUCAUUCAACAAUGAUUUUUAAUUGGUACUUAGGUGUUUUGUAUACACCAGGUGGCCAAGCAACUCUGAGUGUCGCUAUAAAUUCCUUCGUGCACAUUAUAAUGUAUACUUAUUACUUACUUUCAUCAUUUGGGCCGAGAGUUCAAAAAUAUUUGUGGUGGAAGAAGUAUUUAACACAGCUACAGUUGUUCCAAUUCAUCAUAAUUCUACUUCAUCUCGUAAUCGGCUCAAUAAACGGAUGCCAAAAACCGAUCUGGCUGGUGUACUUUUCAUUCCUGUACUUGUGGAGUAUGGUUUUCUUAUUCUUAAAUUUUUACGCUACCACGUACGACAAUGAGCGGCAAAUGUACUUAAAAGCGAUUAAAGAGAAACAGAGGAAACAAAAUUAAAU
Messenger RNA from Photinus pyralis (common eastern firefly), 965 nucleotides. RefSeq names its product elongation of very long chain fatty acids protein 4-like. Gene Ontology annotation, biological process: fatty acid elongation, saturated fatty acid; fatty acid elongation, polyunsaturated fatty acid; fatty acid elongation, monounsaturated fatty acid. Bases 136 to 963 code for a protein of 275 amino acids. NCBI's taxonomy places the organism in Eukaryota, Metazoa, Arthropoda, Insecta, Coleoptera, Lampyridae. The transcript has 6 exons. Gene Ontology annotation, molecular function: fatty acid elongase activity. Gene Ontology annotation, cellular component: endoplasmic reticulum membrane. The record is from RefSeq and is a predicted model, not a curated record.